AAAAUGAAGACUCAGCCCAAAAGACAGAGUGUGCAGAUCAGCUGGUUGAUACUUUGGAGUCGGGUACUUCGCAGAGCGGGUUGCAGAUUGGGUCGCUUGUGAGUGUGGGCACAACAGAGGAUUCAAAAGGAGAAGCUGGCACUUUGGAGGACCAGGAAGUGGCUGAACUAGAAGAGAAGCUGCCUGACCAAAUCCAGUCCCUCAAAGAGGAAGCUGUUCGGAUAACCAACUACCAUGUACCUCAAGGAGCAGGGGAUAUAGUCAUGAUUCAGUCAGAUCACACUGGUGCUGUGGAUAUCCUUUCAGCUGAGCUGGAGACUGCAGACCUCCUUGGGGAGCAGAGGAAAGCUCAGCCUCCCCCUCUGGCUGCACCCACCCUGUGGACCACUGAGAAGACAAAGGAAUUCAAAGCCAAGAUGGGAAAGGAGAAGAAUGGCCGGAUGGUGGUGAAGCGAGGCGAGGUGGUGACAGUCCGUGUGCCAACCCAUCCUGAUGGGAAAUGCAUUUGCUGGGAGUUCGCUACAGAUGACUACGACAUUGGGUUUGGAGUCUAUUUUGACUGGACCGCAGUUACUAGCACUGCCAUUACUGUUCAGGUCAGCGAAUCCAGUGAUGAGGAGGAUGAAGAGGAGGAGGAAGAAAUUGAAGGACUCGCCCCUGUUGGUGAUGUGGAAAGAGGCUCCAAAAGCUAUCUGCGGAACCGCUAUGGAGAGAUCAUGCCCGUAUAUCGGAGGAACAGCCAUCGGGAGGUGCAGGCAGGCAGCCACGAGUACCCAGGCGAGGGCAUCUACCUGCUGAAAUUUGAUAACUCGUACUCUCUGCUCCGCAAUAAGACUCUGUUCUUUCAUGUCUAUUACACCAGCUGAAGAAAAGAGAAGGGGCAGGGACGGCAGGCAGGUAAUGGUGAGUGUGGCAGGCUGCCACCUAGCCCUGGUACCGCCUGGUGGGUGCUGCUGUGUGACAGAACCAAGGCACAAGUCUGCUGGCUCUUCUUCAGACACUAACUGGUUUCUUCCUACACCCUCUUUCCCCACUGUCCCAGUGGAGAAAGGUAGUUGUGACUGCCUGGUUGUCCACAGGCAGCUGUUCUUUCUCUAGAACUUCGGGAGGUCUGCUCUG
Messenger RNA from Cariama cristata (Red-legged seriema), 1119 nucleotides. RefSeq names its product transmembrane emp24 protein transport domain containing 8 (gene TMED8). The annotation marks the transcript as partial. The record is from RefSeq and is a predicted model, not a curated record. Lineage: Eukaryota; Metazoa; Chordata; Aves; Cariamiformes; Cariamidae. The transcript is spliced from 5 exons.